AUGCAGCUGAAAGAGCUUAAGCGACACUCCAUGUCGUAUUUGGGUGACGGACAAAUGCGCAAGUGCAGCCGGAGCGCGGGGGCUCCAAUAUCGGCAGUCCGUGCUGGAGGCGUGGUCUCGUCGUUUGGCGGACCCGUCGGCCGGCCUCCGUACCGUCGAGGCGAUCUGCCCGGUUCUCGCGGACUGGGUGGGCCGCGACCGCGGAAGUCUCACCUCCGGCUACCUGUGCAGACUCACAAGACAUUUUACCACCAUGCAAACUUCUUACCGCAACAAAUCUUACCAGCCACCACGCAAACUACAAUUUUACGGGUUCCACCUCUCUUACACGAUGUUACUCUCACACUGAGGAAGCCAACCGCGAACACUUGUCAAGCACGCACAAGCACGCACUUCACCGGAAAAACCUGCAUCCGCCAGCGGAACCCGAACACCGCCGCAUCGCCAGACACGAACGCACCGGACGUCUUAUCUUACAGUAAAUGCCAUGUGAUGAAGUCGACAGUCAAACUGGGCAACAUGAGCCAGAACGUAAGAUGUGACGAUUUCUUCGUGGCUCAGAUCUUCCAUCGAGGUAACAGAGACGUUAUUACACGACUUACGUAUGCUGCAUUCACGCUCUUGUGGCGUACCGCUACUAGUAUUCUGAUCUGCAUCAUGUUUUUUUUGCUGUACUUCGAACAUGUUCAAACACGUCACGUGAGUCCUGAUCCAACUUCUGAUGUAGCUGUUGUUUACGAGUGGAACGACACGGCCGGCGCACCUGGCUUGUGUGAGUCACUCCUAUUGCACGUGCUAUAUAACAUAAAUAUCGUUAACGCCGUCAUAUAUUUUAAUUUGUUGCUCUUCUCAUUUACUUUUCGUUGAUUUAGAAACAUCAAAUUGUGAUAAUAUGUUAUUUCGCGGAUCUUACAACAUUAUUUCUGAAUUCCAAA
Molecule: messenger RNA, 935 nt
Organism: Bombyx mori (domestic silkworm)
Lineage: Eukaryota; Metazoa; Arthropoda; Insecta; Lepidoptera; Bombycidae
Exons: 3
Coding region: 1-867 (288 amino acids)
Source: RefSeq, a predicted model, not a curated record